Stegodyphus dumicola is the source of this 3860-nucleotide messenger RNA. RefSeq names its product calcium-dependent secretion activator 1 (gene Cadps). The record is from RefSeq and is a predicted model, not a curated record. Gene Ontology annotation, biological process: synaptic vesicle exocytosis; dense core granule exocytosis. NCBI's taxonomy places the organism in Eukaryota, Metazoa, Arthropoda, Arachnida, Araneae, Eresidae.
CACCAUCACUGCAGAGUGGAAUGGUGUCAAUGUAGCUAGUUAACUGCAGUAGUCAAAAACUGCGGAUGUGUGUCCGUUUGUUCUAUUCGUUGUCGUUUAAGGCAUGGAAUUACGUCAGUUUUGUCCGGCGUUCAUUUUUUAUGAUGUAUGGGGUUGGAUGAGAUAGGGAAAAAUUUGUGAAUGCCUCCUAUUUUAUUACUUCGUGUAUUAAGGUUUUCCUCCUAUGGUAGUUGAAUAUAUAUGUAACAUUUAUAUCUAUCUAUAUAUAUAUAUAUACAUAUAUAAAUAUAUAAUAUUUUUUAUUUAUAUAGUAAUUUUGUAAUCUAGUGACAUUUAUAAAAUAACAUAUAAUACUUGUUGAAAUACAUAUAUUGUAAAAUUUUAACCCUUUGAUUCUGCCCAGACGGGUUUAGGUGUAAAAAUUUUAUUCAGUUUGAAUAGAAAUUUAGCAAACAUAAUGAUAACUUGCGAAUAUCGCUAAAAGAGAAGCAGUAGCUUCCUUACCCAAUAAGAUUCCUCUUGCAAUAUCUAGUCAGUUGUAAAAAUGUUAGAACCCUCGUCGUCAGAAGAAGAAAGCGAAAAUGAAACAGUCGAAGAAGAGAGUUCGGAAGCUACAGCGCUGUCUGCUUCUGCGACAAAUUUGGAUAUCCCAAGGAGUAGUAGCAUUCCCCGUAGCAUAUCGCCAGCCAGUGGUGCGGAUAACUUAAGCGUGGUGAGCAGUUCUCAGUCUAGAUCGAACAGUCUAGCUCGACCUUCUAGUCCCAGUCCAUCUCUGGUCAGUGAGAAAGAUAAAGAAAAAGAUGAAGUUGAUAAAGCUGAGAAGGAGGAAGAAGAGCGGAAGAAGCGUCUGCAGCUGUACGUGUUUGUAUUGCGCUGUAUCGCAUAUCCAUUCAAUGCAAAACAACCUAUGGACAUGGUCCGUAGAAAUUUGAAAGUCACGAAGCAGCAGCUCGAAACAAUUCAAGGACGUUUCCAAGCGUUCUUCAAGGGGGAGACAACUAUUGCAGCAGAUGAGGCCUUCAAUAAUGCAGUACAAAACUACUAUGAAGUUUUCCUUAAGAGUGACCGAGUAUUGAGGAUGGUACAAAGUGGUGCCUGUUCACAACAAGAUUUUCGUGAUGUUUUUAAAAUAAACAUUGAGAAAAGAGUUCGCAGUUUGCCUGAAAUCAAUGGCCUUAGCAAGGAAACUGUCCUCACAGCAUGGUUAAAUAAAUUCGAUGCAAUACUUCGAGGGGACGAAGACACUCGAAAACCUCAAAGUAGGUUACAGCAGAAUGUUGCCUCUGAACUUAUAUUAAGCAAAGAACAGUUAUAUGAUAUGUUCCAGAAUAUUCUAGGCAUAAAGAAGUUUGAACAUCAGCUUUUGUAUAAUGCUUUGCAGCUGGAUUCUCAAGAUGAACAAGCUGCUGCUAUACGACGAGAACUAGAUGGCAGAAUACAAAAAGUGAAUGAGAUGGAAAAGAAUCGAAAAUUGAUGCCUAAGUUUGUGCUCAAGGAAAUGGAGAGUUUGUAUAUAGAAGAGUUACGUUCUUCCAUUAAUCAGUUAAUGCUUAAUCUUGAAAGUUUGCCUGUAUCGAAAGGUGGCGCUGAUGGGAAAUAUGGUCUACAGAAGCUCAAGAGAUAUAACCAUAGCCGAUCAAGCUAUCUCUCGGCAUCUGCAAAUAUAUGGCCUGAUUGCAGCCCUCUUAAAGUUGUAAUGUGCCUGCAAGCUCCCCUCUGGAUAAUCAUUUACAAUGCACUAGUCUUUUCUUUUACUUACAUGAGUCAGUCAUCACUAUCCAAAGAAGCUCUAGCAGAAGAUGGAGAAACCUCGCUCUCUAAGCUUGACGUUGUCCUUUCAUUCACGUUGGAGGUAGUAGUAAUGGAAGUUAAAGGAUUAAAAUCAUUAUCACCUAAUAGAAUAGUAUAUUGUACAAUGGAAGUAGAAGGAGGAGAAAAAUUACAAACUGACCAUGCAGAGGCAUCUAAACCUAUGUGGGAUACACAAGGUGAUUUUACUACUACCCAUGCUCUGCCUAUAGUAAAAGUGAAAUUAUACACAGAAAGUCCUGGCUUAUUGAGCUUAGAUGACAAAGAACUUGGAAAAGUAAUUAUAAAACCCACUCCCUUAAGUCCCAAAACCCCUGAAUGGUACAAAAUGAUAGUUCCCAAAAAUGCCCCUGAUCAAGAUUUACGAAUAAAGAUUGUUGUCCGCAUGGAUAAGCCUCUAAAUAUGAAGCAUUGCGGGUAUUUAUUUGCGCAGGGAAAGCAGGUAUGGAAAAAAUGGAAAAAAAGAUACUUUCUACUGGUUCAAGUUUCACAGUAUACAUUCGCAAUGUGCAGUUAUCGAGAAAAGAAAUCGGAGCCUACAGAGAUGAUGCAGCUAGACGGGUACACUGUAGAUUAUGUUGAACCAGUGAUGGAUCUUGAAGGUGGGAGGUUUUUCUUCAAUGCGGUCAAAGAAGGAGAUAGUGUUCUCUUUGCCAGUGAUGAUGAAAAUGAAUGCCAUUUAUGGGUUAUGGCUAUGUACAGAGCAACAGGCCAGUCCCAUAAACCAACACCACUUAUUCAACCACAGACUAGCAAAAAUUCCACUAUUUCUAGGCUUCAAGGAGAUGCAGAUCGAGCUCGCAAACAUGGUAUGGAUGAAUUCAUAUCAGCAGAUCCUUGUAAAUUUGCUCAUCACACAUUAUUUAGAACUCUUCAAACCACAACACUUGAUUAUCGUCUAAAUGACCCAUAUUGUUCCUUGGGAUGGUUCAGUCCAGGGCAAGUUUUUGUUCUUGAUGAGUAUUGUGCUCGCUAUGGAGUUCGCAGUUGUUAUCGUCAUCUCUGUUACCUGCAUGACUUAUUGGAUAGAGCAGAGAAAUCAAUCAUGAUUGACCCUACUCUAAUACAUUACAGUUUUGCAUUUUGUGCCUCGCAUGUUCAUGGAAACAGUACUGCCCCACCAGGACAGGUUGCCACAGAUGUGAGGCCUGAUGGUAUUGGUACAGUCACUGUAGAAGAAAAAGACAUUUUUGCCGAGAUAAAAGAAAGAUUAAGGAUUCUCCUCGAAAAUCAAAUUACUCAUUUUAGAUAUUGCUUCCCCUUUGGAAGGCCUGAAGGAGCUUUGAAGGCUACAUUAUCUUUGCUAGAAAGGGUUUUAAUGAAGGAUGUAAUGACUCCUGCACCUCCAGAAGAAGUUAGAGCUGUGAUAAAAAAGUGCUUAGAAAAUGCAGCCCUCGUAAAUUAUACACGGAUAUCAGAACAGGCUAAAAUUGAAGGUACAGAAGCUGCCAAACAGCAGCAGCAGCAGCAACAACAACAGCAACCUCAAGAUGAACAAGAAACAGGAUGGAUGAAAAUGCAUCGCCGCAGAAAAAACUUGAGGAUUUAAUUCACUUAGCAGAACUUUGUGUUGAUCUUUUGCAACAAAACAAUGAAAAUUAUGCUGAGGUAUGUUGCAACUGUUUAGUUACUUUGAAUUCUGGAAUGAAUAUUUAAAUUUAUUCUUAAAUUGAAAAGUUUUUUCAGAUUGUUAAUAAAUUGCACCCAUUAUAUUUAUUCUGCAUGGUGUAAAUAUUCUUAUUUUUCACAUUAAUAACUUGGUAAUAAAAGGGAAUGAAGAAAAGAAGAAAAAAGGCAUUAUUUGCAUGUUGAACAUAAAAAAUCACAUCCUCUUUUAAGAAAGCAUUUUGAACUUGUCUUGUAUUUUGAAGUUUUAUGUAAUUAUUUAAUAAUAUUGUAAUUGAUUUUUAUUAAGUGCUGCUGAUUCUUUUGUAUUAAAAUUAAUCUUGUAUUCUUAUUGUCAUUAAUAUCAGUAUUUGAAUAGUAUUUGUUUGAAAUUAAAAAAUUGUGAGCAGAAAUUUUUGCCUGAGAAAAUGACAUAUUUAUUUUCA